This is a messenger RNA of Scylla paramamosain (green mud crab), 3871 nucleotides long. Its product is annotated as protein ABHD1-like. NCBI's taxonomy places the organism in Eukaryota, Metazoa, Arthropoda, Malacostraca, Decapoda, Portunidae. Gene Ontology annotation, molecular function: monoacylglycerol lipase activity; acetylesterase activity. Bases 1335 to 2555 code for a protein of 406 amino acids. Gene Ontology annotation, biological process: medium-chain fatty acid catabolic process; medium-chain fatty acid biosynthetic process. The record is from RefSeq and is a predicted model, not a curated record. The transcript is spliced from 8 exons.
UAGUAAUACGAGGAGCGAUAUUAACGUAGCUGCAAUCUGCCUGCCAUUCUUUGCGUGGUGGUGGUGGUGGUGGUUUAGGAGUAGUUGUUGUGAUUGUGUUUUUGUUAUGGUGGUAGUAGUUGUUAUAGUAGAAGUCGAUGUAGUGCUGCAUUGGUGUUAGGAGUAGUAGUAGUAGUAGUAGUAGUAGUAGUAGUAGCAGCAAUAAUAGUAGUAGUAGCGUUUCUUUAGUAGUAGUCGUAGAUGUAGUGAUGGAGUAGCGGAGAAGGAAGUUCUGAGAGUGGUAAAGCGACUUGGGAGAGAAGAGAAGCAACUGACUGCCUGUGUUUGCGAGUUAACCGAGUGAGAGAGAGACUUUCGCGUGACGCUUUGUCUGUGAUGAAGAUGACCAGCAGAGAGGAAAGUGCUGCUUAUUCAAUGCUGAGGAGAUGGAAAGUGUUACGACAACAAACUGAAUACUCCAUGACGAAAGUAAAACAUCCUCUUAAAAAUUAUCUUGAAAAAACACGGUCACGAAAUAAAUGUUUAAGAAUACCCAGGUUAGGUUUGUUUUUCUUUAUUAACUUUGGAAGUGAAAGUGUUAUUAUUACAGUGAAGUGAAUAUCUUCCUGUAUUAACGUGGGAAUGAGUUAUAAGUGUUACGAUUACGGUUAAGUGAAUCAUGUAUGUGCUCAAUAGAGUCCUCGCUUGAACGUUAAGUGGACGGAUAUGUGGGAGAUUAAAUGAAAGUGUUUUGAUUACAGUGAAGUGAAAUUUUCUGUAUUAGCGUCGAAAAGCGAAGAAAGUGUUGCGAUUACAGCUAAGUAAAUCAUGCGUCCACUUAAUGGGGUCCUUGCUUCCACGCUAAGAGGACGGAUGUGUUGAAAAUGCACCAGUUAGCGAGGGAGUGACUGAAGGGCGGGCGGGCUGCGGGGCGGGGCGGCGAGCCUUAGGAGUGGGACAGCCAGUCAGUCAGUUGGCCACCGCCCAAAUUGUCGUACAGUGCGCUACCAAGCUGCCGGAGAACCGAGAGAUACAAUGACUAUCAAAGGUCUGGGGAAAGAAACGGAUGCCUGAUAAUAUCCCACAUGUCACUUGUUUUCACUAGUCAGACAGUGGGGAAGUCUGUAGCGUGACAGGGGUAGUGGUGAAGACGCGCCAGUCACUACACCACGGGUCGAUAAUACCAUAACCCCAGUCACCAUUCCCUGCUGACUCGGGCUCGGCAUCGGCGGCGUGACUGCAGUGCUGCACUCGCGGGUCGCCGGUGGCACGUGCAGCGGGUGUAUGCGAGAGUGUGUCAGGCGAGGGUGUAGCCUGCGAGGUGUCAGUCAGUGGCGCGCAGAGUUAGAGCGGAGAUGGACUGGUACAGCGACUGGCCGCGGACGCUGGUGGGCCUCACGUUGGGCGCUGGCUGCCUCCUGUACUACUUCCUGGACGUUGCCAAGGUUCCCCUGGUGGCGUGCCGGCGCGGGGCGUGGCGUGGGUUUCUGGAGCAGCACCUGAGCAUUCUACAUGAGCGGUACUGGCCCACGCCGUGGUGUUAUGAGUCCCGCUGCCAGACCAUCAUGGCCUCCGUGCUGCGCGCCAGGCUGCCCCACAUCAACUACAGGAGAGAAGUGGUAAGACUGAAAGACGGGGGGCAGGUGAGUCUGGACUGGCUGGAGGCUACUGACGGAGGCGCUGGGCGAGGCACUGAGGGACCUCCCGGGCUGGUGCUGGUGCUGCCUGGCCUGACGGGGAGCUCGCAGAGUGAGUAUGUGAAGGGCGUGGUUCUGGAGCUGCAGCGGGCGGGCGUCACCUCUGCCGUGCUCAAUAACAGGGGCAUGGGUGGCCUCUCCUUGCUGACUACCAGGACGUACUGUGCCGCGAACAGUGACGACCUGGAGGAGGCACUGGACUACCUGAAGGCGACGCGGAAGGGGAGUCCUCUCUUCAUCAUCGGGAUCUCCCUGGGCGGACUCAUCACCGGAAACUACUUGGCCACGAGAGGCGAGGCUGCUGCGGACAAGGUGGCGGCAGCAGCAGUGGUCUCCGUGCCUUGGAACAUGGUGGAGGGGCUGCGAGGGAUGGAGAGGCCAAUCUGCAACCUCCUCCUUAACAAAUACCUCGCCUCCUGCCUCUGUGAGCUCGCGGACUCCUUCAGUUACCAGCUGGCGGGCGGCGACCAUGACUGGAAUCUAGAUGAUGUAGUGAAGAGCAAGACUAUGAGGGAGUUCGAUACGCGGUUCACGGCUCGUCAGUUCGGGUUUCGAGACGCGGACGACUACUACAGGUCCUCCAGCCUUCACAACCACCUAGACAGGAUUAGAGUGCCGCUGUUCUGCCUCAACGCUGCCGACGACCCAUUCCAGCCCAUGCCAAUGCUGCCAAUGGAAGCUGCGCAGAGGUCAAGUCACGUGGCGCUGGUAGUGACCUCUCGCGGCGGUCACAUUGGCUUUAUGGAGGGUCUUUUCCCCAGCCGAGCCUACUACAGUGACCGCCUCUUGACCCAGCUGGCGACCUCGAUCUUGACCAAUGGCGAGGCUAUUCAGGAGGUCAAGAAAGAGGCUAUGCAAUGGUUGACCUCCUCCUGUUAGUUUGUUAUGUUAGGUCACUUCUUUGGGCCUUAACUUGACCUAAUAUUGCUACCUGAUAUUGUUGGAAAGCCUUUUUUGUUAAAUCUCCGUCGUCUUGUUUAUUCUCCUCCUCCUCCUCCUCCUCCUCCUCCUCCUCCUCCUCCUCCUCCUCGUCCUAAGCUGUUAUGUUAGGUCAGUCCCUUAGGCCUUAAGCUGACCUAAUGUUGUUAUCUGAUAAUUGUUGGAAAAGCUGUUUUUGUUAAAUCUCUUUCUAGUCUCGUUAUUUUGUUGUUUGGUCUUGUCUCUCGUCUUGUUUUUGUUUUUUUCUCUCUGGUUCUUCUUUUCUGUCUCUUUGUCUCUUCACUUCUUUCUGGUUCUUCCUUUUUAUCUGUCUCUCUCUCUCUCUCUCUCUCUCUCUCUCUCUCUCUCUCUCUCUCUCUCUCUCUCUCUCUCUCUCUCUCUCUCUCUCUCUCUCUCUAGUUCUUUCCUUCUGUCUCUCUGUCUGUCUGUCUCUCAAAAGUUUUGUUGUUAUAAGGAGAUCCUGACGUGUUAUCCGGUCUCUAUGUAGUGUUAAGUGCUACAUUCACAUUUUGCAGUGAGUCCUGGAGUGCGGAUCGAAAUAAGGGAGAAUUUGAUAUUUUAGAAAACUAUGUUGCGAGUUCUUAAAAUAAAAAGAUUGGGAGAUUUUAAGUAGGAUUAUUUAAAAGAAGAAGAAAAAAAAAGUAAAUAUUGUGAGUUCUUAAGCUGGAAUGUUACUAGUUUUUUAAAUCAAAAUAUCGGAGAAACUGAAUUACUGCGAGUUCUAGAUUUGAAAUAUUGCCAACUUUGAAAUCGGAAUAUUGAAAAAAUAAAUAAAUAAAUAAAUAAAUAAAAAUACGCGGUCUAAAUUUAAAAUGUUGCUAGUUUUUUUUUUUCUUUUUUAAUCGAAAUUCUGAAAAAAAAACUAAACUACUGCGACUCAUAAAAAUGUUGCAAGUUAUAAAAUCGAACCAUUGUAAAUUCCAAAGUCAAGCGAAGUGCUGCAGCGGUUGAAACUGUGUUGUUGAAGUCCCAUCUACCUAAGUGAAGCAUUGCAAGUGUUUCGCUACAGAUCUCGGAGAGAAAUAGCGUUACCAGUGAUCUACGGGAAAUGAUACCGGUCUUAUGCAAGUGUGUGUGUGUGUGUGUGUGUGUGUGUGUGUGUGUGUGUGUGUUGCAGGAUCUGAGCUGGAAUGUUUGAAGGUUCUAAGUGGAGGUUUACGAAGCGUUGCAAGGCGUGGAUCAAAGAAAACGUAAAGAAGGUUGAGGUUGUUAGUUUUGUCUUUGUAAAUUAUGUAAAUAAAGAUGAAACUUAUAAA